Dermatophagoides farinae (American house dust mite) is the source of this 812-nucleotide messenger RNA. Its product is annotated as nucleoside diphosphate kinase 6-like. The record is from RefSeq and is a predicted model, not a curated record. Gene Ontology annotation, molecular function: nucleoside diphosphate kinase activity. Gene Ontology annotation, biological process: CTP biosynthetic process; UTP biosynthetic process; GTP biosynthetic process. NCBI's taxonomy places the organism in Eukaryota, Metazoa, Arthropoda, Arachnida, Sarcoptiformes, Pyroglyphidae.
UCCUGGUUCAGUAUAAGGAUUUAUAUUCUAUUUGAAUUUAGCGCUUCUAAAAAAUCGACCAUUCUAAAACAACGUAAUUGAUGUUUUCAUUGAUUUCAACCAUAUGACAGAGUUAAGUUCUGCAAUGAUACAAAUGAAUCGAAUAAAUCUUUUCGCAAAAUCGAUACAGCGAAUAAUCACGAAUCGUCAGCGAAUAAUUCGAGAAAAUUCAAUAUUAAAAUCUACACACAACUUCAAUGAUGAUCAACGUCUUGAGUUGACAUUGGCAAUCAUCAAACCACACAUCUGUAAAGAUCCAAGUUGUUUACAAGAAAUACGGUCAAUAAUUUUUGAAAAUGGAUUUUUAUUUCUAAAAUCUACUCAAAUACAUUUAACUAGAAUGCAAGCAGAAUCAUUCUACGAAGAACAUAAAGGAAAAUUUUUUUUUGAACGUCUUGUUUCCCUGAUGAAUAGUGGUGAAUUAGCUAUCCAUGUUUUAGCAAAAGUAAAUGCCAUACAAGAAUGGCGCCAACUUAUGGGUUCAACCAAAGUAUUCAAAACUCGUUUGGAACAACCCGGAACGAUUCGUGGUAUAUUCGGUAUAACUGAUACGCGAAACGCGACCCAUGGUUCGGAUUCACCUGAAACUGCACGUCGUGAGAUUGAAUUCUUUUUUCCUUCAUUUUCCGUACAAAAGUGGUUCGAAUAUGAAGAAUCAGAAUGGCGAACAAAAAAUUACUUUAUUUUAGAUACAAAACAAUGGAUACAUCGAAUUGUUCAAAAUAGCUGUGAUAUGAAUGAGAAAAUUUAAAAUAAAUUUAUUCUGUUUCGAA